Metarhizium acridum CQMa 102 is the source of this 504-nucleotide messenger RNA. The record is from RefSeq and is a predicted model, not a curated record. Lineage: Eukaryota; Fungi; Ascomycota; Sordariomycetes; Hypocreales; Clavicipitaceae.
AUGAAGACCUCUCCUUUGAUGCUUGCCGGCCUGCUUGGCCUAGCAGCUGCUGAUCCGAUCAAAAGGCAGCAAGCGGCUCCUACUCCUGCUCCUAAGAAAACCAUCCCAGGACACCUCGCGUAUGUCCCUUGGAAGGUAGACAAGGUCCCCUCUGGUGGUCUGCAGGAUAUAACAUUUCCCGUAUCCAUCAAGGACUCUGUCCGCGAAAAGGGCUGGUUUUUUGCACAAAGCUUUCACUUUGAGGGGCAAUCGAGGGGUGGAUACAUUGGGAUCCAGCCACGCCCGGAUAAUUCCAAAGGCCCUGUUGUCCAUGCCGCAUUCUCAAUAUCAACGCCAAAGGCCCCUUUCAAUGGAAAAUGGCUGCUAUUCAUCGGGGACCCCGAUAAGCCCCAAAACGCCUCAAAUAGCUGCUUUCUGAUUGUACGAAAAGCCUUAAAAGAAGGCUCGCGCUACCACCCCAUUAAAGCCGGACCUUUAAUAGCUAGAUACCGUAGAACCCCUUAA